This is a messenger RNA of Closterium sp. Yama58-4, 2316 nucleotides long. The record is from the annotation of a GenBank genome assembly. NCBI's taxonomy places the organism in Eukaryota, Viridiplantae, Streptophyta, Zygnematophyceae, Desmidiales, Closteriaceae.
AUGUUCUCGAGCUGCUUCGCCGUUGUUCGUACCGAGGUGCUGACGGCCGUGGAGAACGCGCGGCUGGCGCUGCAGCUGCUGCGGUCGGCGAGCGACACGAUAGAUUUGAUUCUGGCGGAGGUGGAGCUGCCGAACGGCAAGGGGUACAAGAUGCUCAAAAUCAUCAUGCGUGAGGAGCGCCUCAAAAACAUCCCCAUCGUCAUGAUGUCGACGCGCGACGAGAUGGCGAUCGUCGUCAAGUGUCUGCGCCUCGGCGCGGCGGAUUUCCUCGUGAAGCCGCUGCGCACCAACGAGCUGCUCAACCUCUGGACGCACAUGUGGCGCCGCCGCCGAUCCGUGGGGUUGGGGGAGGCUCCGCGGCACAUGAUGGCGGUGAGCGCAAGCGAGGUGGCGCACGACCUAGUAUUCGUGGAUACGAGCGAGUCGAACACGGGUACCGGCAGCACUGACCUCUUCUCCGAAGAGACGGACGAUAAAAGGCGUAGCAGCGUGCAGCAGCAGCAGCAGCAGCAGCUUCAGCAGCAGCAGGAGCAGCAGCAGCAGUUGCAUGAGUUGGAGCAGCAGCAGGAGCAGGUGCAGGCGCAGAGGCGGCAGCAGCAGGUGCGGCAGGAGCAGCAGCAGCAGGAGCAGCAGCAGCAGGAGCAGCAGCAGCAGGAGCAGCAGAAGCAGCAAGACCUGGUGCGGAAAGUAGCGGAGGAGGAUGGAGAAGAAAGGAAGGAGGCGGGGCGGAACAAGAGACAAGCAACGGACACGUGGGGAGUGGGGAGGGACGACAAAUGGCGGAACAGCGCUGCGCAAGUGGCGGAGCAGGGGGAGGAGGGGAAAGAGGUGCAGGAAGGGGAGGAGGAGGAGAUGAUACUAGAGCGGCAGGAACGAGAGGAGGCGGAGGAGGGCCGGCAGCAGCGACGCGAGCUCAUGCUGCUCGAAACGCGCGACUCGCCCGGAGCGGGAGAAGCGGGAGGGGAGGAAAGGGAGGAGAGGGAAGACAGCGACGCGGAUGAGCUGCCGUUGAAGCGGCGCCACGUGGCGCCGCAGGGAGGACGGGGCGCGGCGGGAGGAGGUGGCGGAGUGGCGCGCGCUGGAGCGCACGAGAGGAGGAGCAAGCUCGGCGCGCAGGACAGCGCGGAGCGGGAGGACCAGCCGCAGACAAUGCCUGCGCUAGAGCUCUCGCUCAUGCUGCCACGUGUCGCGCUGCCGUUGGACGAGCCAUGCGCGUCUGCGCGCCGUCUGCCGCCCGACCGAGGCCCCGUCGAAGCUCCAGACCCCGCUCGUCCGCCGCUCGAGCGCCCACGCCCCGCCGUGCCCCCGGCGGCGGCCGCCACUCUCCUCGCGCUCUGCACCUCCGCCGUGGCCGCCGUCGCGUCUGCGCCUCCGCGCGCCGCUACAACUGCCACUGUUGCGACAAAUGCGGCUACAGCUGCAGCGAGUGCAUCUGCAGCAGCAGGCCUUUCCUUGUCUUCCGCCAUUCCCCCCACCGCGCACCCCCUGCUCCCCCCGCCCCACCAAAUGCUGCUGCGCCGAGCAGUCUCCCACGAGCCAACCUCCGCGCCUCUCUUUUCCUCCGCGCGCCCUCCCUCCUCCCCCACCCGCGCAUCUGCGCUCCAGCCCUCUCCGCCCCUCCACGCCUCCCGCGCGCUCCCCACGCGCACCUCCCCCCAGCCGCCUGGCUCCGCGGCUGUUGCCACUCUGCUUCCGCCAUCGAGUCCCCUUCUGCCCUUCCGCAUCGCGCCCUCGCUCCCCUCUGCGCCAUCUGCGCCUUCCCUGCACUCCCCCGCGCACCACGCGCUCCCCUUGCGCACCAUCACCAUGCCUUUCCCCUCCUGGCCUGACCCAUCUGCUGCUGCCAUGCUUUUCAACCCCGCUUCUGCUGCUGACGCUGCUGCUGGGGGAGCGGCAGGCGGAAUGGGAGGAGCAGGAGGGAUGGGAGGUUUGGGGGGAAUGGGAGGGAUGGGGGGAAUGGGGGGAAUGGGGCCAAUGGGAGGAAUUGGGGGAAUGGGAGGAGGGGUGGUGAGCGCAGUGGGAGGGGGGGGGACGAGUGCAGGCGGGGGUGGGUUGUUGGAGAGGCGAGUGGAGGGAUAUGAGCGGCGGGAGGCUGCUCUGAACAAGUUCAGGCAGAAGCGCAAGGAGCGGUGCUUUGAGAAGAAGAUUCGGUACGUGAGCAGAAAGAGACUUGCGGAGAUGCGACCGCGGGUGAAAGGGCAGUUUGUGCGGAAGAAGACGGCGGGGAAAGGGCACGGUGGGCAGCAGGAGAGCGAGGAGGAGGAGGAGGAGGAGGAGGAGGAUGAGGAGGAAGAGGAGGAGGGAGGAAAUGAGUAG